AACACAGAAGAUGUAAAGUUUCCCCCUAAACCUCCUUCAGAACAGUUAAUACAGAAAGUCAUACAUGAAUUCAGUUCUUCUCAGAAUCCGGCUCUCAUUGAGGAAUCUGGAUGUGCAGUGUGUGGAACUCUAUGCCCAAAAUCAAAACUUGCCCCAUUAAAUAACUUUAAAGACAAAUUGACAUUACUCAUAGAUAAUGGCAGGUCAGUAACGAGGAAGGAAAGAACACAUAAGUCUCAUCACUUAAAUGCUAUACCUGGCCCUGUUAUUGAAACUAAAUUCGAUAAAUAUGUCCCUCUUGUGCUACGUCUCUAUCAAAAGAUAAAGCACCUGAACUAG
Messenger RNA from Gloeophyllum trabeum ATCC 11539, 339 nucleotides. RefSeq lists its product as uncharacterized. The annotation marks the transcript as partial. Lineage: Eukaryota; Fungi; Basidiomycota; Agaricomycetes; Gloeophyllales; Gloeophyllaceae. The record is from RefSeq and is a predicted model, not a curated record. The transcript has a single exon.